This is a messenger RNA of Serpula lacrymans var. lacrymans S7.9, 253 nucleotides long. RefSeq lists its product as uncharacterized. NCBI's taxonomy places the organism in Eukaryota, Fungi, Basidiomycota, Agaricomycetes, Boletales, Serpulaceae. The transcript has 2 exons. The record is from RefSeq and is a predicted model, not a curated record. The annotation marks the transcript as partial.
AUGUCACAAAUCGUAGAAAACGCUGGACCCAUAGUCGAUGACAAGUCAGACGAAGAUGAUGAUCAUGGCAAAUCGAAUACUUCUACUCCAAAGCGUAGAUACAAGAAAAGGUCCAAGAGAGAGACAUCGAUCCCGCUUUGGCAGCAAACUGAUGUUACAACUCUUCUCACGUCUGACGAUGACGACGAGCUGGAGGUCAUUGAGGAAGGCGAAGGGAGUGGCCAAUCACCUCUCAAACGAAAGCGAGAGCGAA